This is a messenger RNA of Coffea eugenioides, 1161 nucleotides long. Its product is annotated as serpin-ZX-like. Gene Ontology annotation, molecular function: serine-type endopeptidase inhibitor activity. The coding region runs from base 1 to 1161 and encodes 386 amino acids. Lineage: Eukaryota; Viridiplantae; Streptophyta; Magnoliopsida; Gentianales; Rubiaceae. The record is from RefSeq and is a predicted model, not a curated record. The transcript has 2 exons.
AUGAUGAAUUCUUGUCUCCCCUUGGCCGGAAAGCUUCUGCUGAAGAACCUCCAAAAUGGGUUCUCCAAUAAGAAUAUUGUGCUAUCUCCACUGUUGUUGAGUGCCAUGGCAGCAAUGGUGGGUGCUGGAUGUUCAGGACGCUCUCAACGGCGUGUACUGAGCUUUGUUGGAUCAAACAAUUUGGACGAAUUUAAAUCAAGAAUUUCAGAUGCCAUGUCUAGUAUUGCAGCAUCCUGUUGUUCUGGUGAUCAACAAGGUGGUCCAAAAAUCUCGUUUGCCAACGGAGUUUGGGUGGAUAAACGUUUUCCUCUCAAGCCCUCUUUCCAGCAAUGUGUUAGGGAUGCCUUCAAAGCAGAAGCUAAGAACGUCGAUUUCUCCAACCAGGCUGAUGAAGCGGUGGAGGAAAUUAACUCAUGGGUAGAGUCCCAAACCAACGGCCUCAUCAGUGGAGUUCUUGAUUCUCAAAAACAUAUUGAUCCUCUUACUGCACUAGUACUAGGAAAUGCACUUUAUUUCAAAGGAUAUUGGAAGAACAAAUUUAAUCCUAAAAGGACUGAGGAGAGGGACUUUUACCUGCUUGAUGGAAACAAGAUUUCAGUCCCCUUCAUGACUAGUUCAUGUUCAUAUCUAUAUGGCUCGUUCGACAACUUCAAAGCUCUAGAGAUCCCAUAUCAAAGUGGCAAACAAGACGAGAAGCAUUUCUCCAUGCAAUUCCUCCUCCCAAAUGCGAAAGAUGGCUUGCAAAAUCUACUCGAGCAGUUCAAUGCAGAUUCAUAUGGGUUAAUAAACCGGCAUAAUUUCCAGCUAACCCGUACAGAAUUCAAGGAUUUCUGGAUACCCAAAUUCAAGUUCUCGUACAACCUUGGCAACAUAAAGUUUCCAUUCAUGGAAGAACCCAUGGAGCUGACAGAGAUGGUCCAUCUUGAAAGUGGAGAACACCCUGUGAUCUCAAACAUAGUCCAAAAGGCUGUCAUUGAAGUGGAUGAGCAAGGCACAGAGGCUGCAGCUUUCACACGCUUCGACAUAUUUGGGGCUCCUCCUACCCUUGAAGAGAAACUUGAGAGUUUUGUGGCGGACCAUCCUUUCAUGUUCAUUAUCAAACAACAAAAGACUGGAUUGAUUUUCUUUGCUGGAGCAGUACUAAACCCCCACCUAGAUUGA